This is a messenger RNA of Phlebotomus papatasi, 483 nucleotides long. RefSeq names its product DNA-directed RNA polymerase III subunit RPC9 (gene Polr3I). Bases 75 to 440 code for a protein of 121 amino acids. The transcript has 3 exons. Gene Ontology annotation, biological process: transcription initiation at RNA polymerase III promoter. Gene Ontology annotation, cellular component: RNA polymerase III complex. Lineage: Eukaryota; Metazoa; Arthropoda; Insecta; Diptera; Psychodidae. The record is from RefSeq and is a predicted model, not a curated record. Gene Ontology annotation, molecular function: nucleotide binding.
GAAUUUGUGGCGAAAUCCAAGUAAACAAUGUUUGAGGUUAUGUUUUGUUUGAGAAAAAAUAAAUUGUUUUAAAAAUGGAAAUAAGAAAUCAACUUUAUUCACCGUUGACCAAUUUUGAGACGUACCAAAUCAUGAUGACGCUCAAAACGAAGGACACGAAGAAGAAAUUUGGAUUGAGGAAUUUAGCCACAAUUUGCUAUGAAACACUCCAGUAUCUCGAGGAAACACCCUGCAAAUUUCAGAGUAAAGAAAAGAUAGUUGAGUUCCGGGAAGCCGUGAAGAAAUUCAAUCUUAGCAAUUCCGAAUGUUUUAUGAUGGCAAAUGAUCCACCAACUAGUCCUCUGCACAUUCAAAUCCUCGUGGAGGACAGUGAGGAGCGACUGACAGAGGAACAGGUUUCAGAACUCCUUAGGAUUGUGGAGCAAACGCUCCUUUCGUGAUCUCAAGGUUUGUCCACAGCGUAUUUUUUUUAUUGAAGAUAUU